Molecule: messenger RNA, 867 nt
Organism: Caenorhabditis remanei
Lineage: Eukaryota; Metazoa; Nematoda; Chromadorea; Rhabditida; Rhabditidae
Exons: 5
Coding region: 1-867 (288 amino acids)
Biological process (GO): regulation of transcription by RNA polymerase II; sex differentiation
Cellular component (GO): nucleus
Molecular function (GO): DNA-binding transcription factor activity, RNA polymerase II-specific; RNA polymerase II cis-regulatory region sequence-specific DNA binding
Source: RefSeq, a predicted model, not a curated record
AUGCCUUCACCGUCAUCAUCUUCUGCUUCUUCAUCAUGUUCCGUUCUUCCUCCGGCAAGUAUCGAGCAGAUUCUGAGAAUUCGAGCUGAAAGGAAUCAAAGGACUCCGAAAUGUGCAAGAUGCAGGAAUCAUGGAACUGUUUCCGCUCUGAAAGGUCACAAACGUUACUGUCGAUGGAAGGAUUGUAUGUGUGCAAAGUGUACUCUGAUUGCUGAAAGACAACGUGUCAUGGCUGCCCAAGUGGCACUUCGUCGUCAGCAGUCUCAAGAGGAAAAAGAUGCGAGAGAUCUGGAAAUCCUCUUAGGAUCGACUGGAAGUGCCAAUGAACUUCUCGAUAUUCUUCGUCGUGAUCCUUCAGAUCAACGUCCGCAAAACCUGGCAUCUCCCAACAACAAUAAUAAUAAUGAAGAAAAAGACGAUGAUUCUCAAGGGAUGCGUAGCUCGCCGAGCUCUCCAACUGGUUCGGAGACUAUAAUCAGCAAUUCAUCUCCACCAACAUUGUCAUCGGAUUCAACUUCAAGCAACAGUUCUGGAGUGAUUUCAAACAGUCCGAUUUUCAAUAAUAACGGAUUUUCACAAAUGCCAAUGCUCAAUCCAAUGAUGUAUAAUAGACACAUUAUGCGUUUUCCAAUGAUUUCAGUGAUGCAUCCCUUCGGAUUCCCAGUUCCAGCAAUGGCUGACUUCGCAUCUGCCGCCAGUCUCGCUGCUCCUCCACAAUUCUUUCCACCACAAACUACAGUAUCCCUUGGCACGUCACAAUCCAACACAAUCUUUCCACAAACUGCUCCGCUGGAUUGUAGUCAUCGAUUCCUGAAGAGCGAAGAAGCGGAAGAAGAAUUCAGAGAGAAUGGAGAAGCUGUUAAUUAA